Molecule: messenger RNA, 291 nt
Organism: Trichomonas vaginalis G3
Lineage: Eukaryota; Parabasalia; Trichomonadida; Trichomonadidae
Exons: 1
Coding region: 1-291 (96 amino acids)
Source: RefSeq, a predicted model, not a curated record
AUGUUGGAUCAAAAUGAUGAUAAGAUGGUGAGUUUAAAUCCACAAGGACCAGAUAAAACCUCAACGAACGUGAAUGGUGAUGGAUCAGAUUCUGCUAUUACGCUCGUUCUGGCAAUUUUUAGUACAAUAAUCCCAUUCUUAGGUUUUAUUUUAACCUGCGUAUACUGGUCAUCAAAUAGAUUUAGAAGCUGGCUUUGUUUUGGUUUGGGCUGGAUUCCUACUAUCGCUGGAUUGGUUUUACUUGGUUAUUUCCUUUACAUAAUUUACGAUUUAACUCAUCAUGACUAUUGA